UAGGCAAAAUGUGUUUUAUAGAAGAAAGUCAACCUCAUUUUUAUUGUUUGUUUGACUAGAAGAUCAGGGCAAAGUCUCUUCCACUAUCAUCAUAGCGGUGGCGUUUUGACAUAAAAAUGACGAUGAAUUCCAUCAGAGCAAAGUCUCUUCCACUAUCAUCAUCAUCAUCAUCAUCAUUACUCUUCCGUCUCAGAUGCUGCAACAAUCACAACAACAACAUUUCCUCAUUUCCAAUUCCUUUCAAUUCAAACUUCCCACAUCUUCGCUCCACCACCAGAUUUCCCCUCAAUUGUGCUUCAUCGAUCAACUUCUCCGAUGAUGAUUCUCAGCUACCCGAUCCAACACCCAAUCACUCUUCUCCCGCCGCCACGCCGGCGAAGCAAACUUUACUGUCUAUUUUGGAGAUCCUGAAGAAUUCAAAUUCACUUCUGCCGCCUGCAAUCCUUGCUAGUACACUGCUAGCUCUAAUCUUCCCACCUUCAUUAACAUGGUUUACUACCAGAUACUUUGCCCCUGCACUAGGGUUUUUGAUGUUUGCCGUUGGGGUCAAUUCAAGUGAAAAGGACUUCAUCGAGGCAUUUAAUAGACCAGCAGAAAUUGCUGCUGGUUAUUUUGGCCAGUUUGUUGUCAAGCCUCUUCUUGGAUAUCUGUUUUAUAUUAUUGCAGUAACUGUUUUUGGUCUACCACCAGCAAUAGGGGCAGGAAUUGUAUUGGUUGCUUGUGUUAGUGGAGCUCAGCUAUCAAAUUAUGCUACUUUUCUUACAGACCCACAAAUGGCACCAUUAAGCAUAGUAAUGACAUCACUGUCAACUGCUUCUGCGGUUUUUGUCACGCCACUCUUAUUGCUGUUGCUCAUCGGGAAGAGAGUGCCCAUAGAUGUAAAAGGAAUGGUGUUUAGCAUUACACAGAUUGUGGUGGUACCUAUUGCUCUUGGCCUGCUUUUAAAUCGCUUCUUCCCUCGUAUUUGCGAUGCUAUUCGACCAAUUUUGCCUCCACUGUCCGUGUUGGUGGCAGCUAUCUGUGCUGGAGCACCACUCGCUCUUAACGUUGAGUGUAUUAAAUCUCCCCUUGGAAUUUCUAUCUUGUUGCUUGUUGUUGCUUUCCAUUUGUCAGCUUUUAUAGCUGGUUAUGUACUAAGUGGUUCUGUCUUCCGUGAUUCUCCUGAUGUGAAGCCAUUACAGCGAACAAUUUCCUUUGAGACAGGAAUGCAAAGUAGCCUCCUUGCUCUGGCUCUUGCUAAUAAGUUCUUUGAAGAUCCAGUUGUCGGCAUGCCUCCAGCAAUUUCGACUGCAAUUAUGUCUUUGAUGGGAUUUGGUCUUGUUUUGAUAUGGAACAAAAGAGGAAAGCAUGAGACAAAACAGAGCACCUGAAAGGUAUGGAUUUAGAUGUGUAUUAUGCACAUUGGGUCCAUCUUGUAUCUUAGCAUACAUAGAGAUACUGCUGAAGCUAUCCCAAGGAGGGACCGACUACAAGAAGUUUGAUAUCAUAUUAUAUACUAUUAAUUACAAUUUAAUUUUUUUUACAUCACACCAAUUCUUCUAACACAGUUUUUGUAAGGGUAGUGUAGAACCAGUGGUGUGAAACAAUUGACUCUUAGAUAUUUAUAUUUAAGUGCCUGUUUCAAAUUUUGGAAUCCUCUAAAGCAAGUUGGUGAUUAACUAAA
Trifolium pratense (red clover) is the source of this 1663-nucleotide messenger RNA. RefSeq names its product probable sodium/metabolite cotransporter BASS5, chloroplastic. The coding region runs from base 117 to 1370 and encodes 417 amino acids. NCBI's taxonomy places the organism in Eukaryota, Viridiplantae, Streptophyta, Magnoliopsida, Fabales, Fabaceae. The record is from RefSeq and is a predicted model, not a curated record. Gene Ontology annotation, cellular component: membrane. The transcript has 8 exons.